UCAUACUACGCGCGCGCACCUUUACCAAAACUGGCUAUUGCCUUAUACGUAAUACCUACUUAAUGCAUUCUGACUGAUAUUUUAGUUUUAUUGACGCGCUGUUUUGAAUAGCUCGUUCGAGCUAGUCAGUCUGCCAGUCGGUUAGCCGUUUAGUCGGUUGGUUAGUGCGACAGCUGCUGUCGUCUCGUCAGCUUCUUCCUUAACGCUCACUUUUGCUAGCUGCAACAAUACAACAUUACAACCACAACAACAACAACAACAAUAAGAUGGGCCUGUCGGAGACUACAGUGAAGCAUCUGCUGCUGCUACUGAACUUUGUGUAUACGGUGCUCGGUCUGGUGCUGAUUGGCUUUGGCAUUUUCUUUCUAAUAUAUGUAACUUCGGUGAGCAUUGGCGAAAAUGUAGCUGGCGGCUUGAUCAUUAGCCUGGGCAUUGUUAUAGUCAUCAUUGCAGUCGCUGGCUGUGUGGUUGCGGCACGCGAAUCACCCAGAGGCUUGCUCCUUUAUGUGUUGGCUAUUGUGCUGUUGAUACUCACACAGCUGCUGUUCCUCAGCAUGGUCUCGCACGGCACGAAGGACGGUCUGUCGGGCAGCAUUAACGAAGGCUUUGAGAAGCUCUGGGAUGCCGAACGCAAUGAAACUGGAGCUUUGGCUUAUUACGAGACCUGGCUGCACUGUUGCGGGGUCAAUAACUACGGAGACUAUGCGGUCAUCAAUCAUGCGGUGCCCAGAAGCUGCUGCCCGGAGCUCAAGUGCGUCAAUGUCUCCAGUGUGUAUAAAGUGGGCUGCAAGUCACAGUUUGUAGAGUAUCUGGACGAAAGGCUAUUGGUGUUUAAAAUUGUUUGCUGGCUGCUAAUACUGGGCGAGGCUGUUGGCGCCUUCUUUGGCUGGCUGCUUUUGACUGGCUUGAAGAAUCAAGGACGUCGUAACAACUCUGUUUGGAUGUAAACGUAAUUUAACACUAAGCCUUAAGUAUUAUUUUUAAUUAAUAUUAAAAGCAACUAAUAUUUAUUUGUUUCAAUAUUAAAGUCGAUUUACUACUUCACACCAAACUGAUUAGUUUCCGAUUUAAUUGCGUACAGAAAUGGAUUUUAGCCAUUCCUUUUAGUCACUAAACUGCAGUUGGCAUGUGGUUAAAAUCAUUUGAGUUUUACAACUAUGAUGAAU
Drosophila hydei is the source of this 1166-nucleotide messenger RNA. Its product is annotated as tetraspanin-6. Gene Ontology annotation, cellular component: membrane. The transcript has 5 exons. The record is from RefSeq and is a predicted model, not a curated record. Bases 267 to 947 code for a protein of 226 amino acids. Lineage: Eukaryota; Metazoa; Arthropoda; Insecta; Diptera; Drosophilidae.